AGUCACUCUCCACAGCGUAAUCAAAAAGCAGACCUAAACGCACACACCUCUCUCCAUUCUCUCCCAACACCCACACACAAAAAAUUAAUUGCAAAAUUAAAUUAAAUUAAAUUCCCAUUAAAAAAAAAACCCAAUCCACUGUCGUUCAAUUUCAUUUUCCUUUUACGUAUCCAAGAAGUUUCUCAUAAACGAUUCCUCAUAGAAUUCAAAACAUUUUUCAACUCGUUUACUGAGUGGAGUUCUGCUGCUUCGGCUACUACUAGGUCCAAUCGUUCUCUACUCUAUGUUUCUGUACUUGAGGUGCAUGUGGUUGAUACUCCAUGGAAACUGUGGUUGGAAUUGAGGACAAUGAUGAUGGAAAGUUUGAAGACAGUGGGGUUGAUAGAAGCAGUUCAGCUUUGUCUUCACCGAAGCAAAUUGCCAACCCAAUUGUAUACAAGCUUGUUCGGGUUGAAGGUGAUGGGAGGUUAGUGCCUGCAACAGAUGAUGAAGUAAUGGAGGUGGGGGAUUUUCUUGAGUAUGAAAACAGUGAAAUGCAUGUUGUUGCAAACACUGGACAGAGUUUGGAAUGCAUAUCAAUUGAAAGAUCAUCUUCUGGGAAGCUUCGAUUGGAGUGUAAGGAAGGCACUGCAGAGGCAGAUUUGGGGGAACUGAAUGCAAAAUUACAGAUUUUGCAAAAGGUCAAAGAGGAGAAACAACGCAUAUCAUGUGGAUCACCUGCUCAUUCUCAUGUAAAUAUAGACAGCCAGUGUUCAGCUGAUAAAUUUCCAGUCAUAGAUGGGAAGGUUCAAUCUGAAACUCCCUGCCAGGAAAUUCCUUCUAUAGCAUCAAGUUUAAAUUAUACUCAUAGUAAUCAAUCUGGGAGUAUUGAUCAGUGUUCCAGACCUUCAGAAGGAGUAAUAGAGAGUGGAUCAUCUGCUUCUGCUGUCUAUUCCAAUUUAAAGCCUGAUCUUUCAAUGUCAGAUGGAGAAAUAUGCUUGGACAAGCUAUCAAUCAGAGAACUGCAUGAACUGUUUAAGGUAACAUUUGGUCGGGAAACCACUGUUAAAGACAAACAGUGGCUGAAAAGGAGGAUUGCCAUGAGUUUAACUAAUUCGUGUGAUGUUUCAGCUACAACUUUCAUUAUUAAAAAUAACAAAAUAGUUAGAAAAUUUGAAGAAGAAAGUUCUGGAAAUAUGAAUGCUGGAUCUUUAAUCUCUUCGGGAAAUAUGACUGAAGAAGAAGAUGUCAACUUUAAGGAUUCAUCUGCUGUAAAUGCUUGUGGAAUUGAAGAUAACCAAGUUGUUUCUGAAACAAGACCAGAAAUUGGAUUGGAAGAUGAGAAUUAUCAGACAGGACAAAGAGCUGCAAAAAGAAUUCGGAGACCUACAAAGAGAUAUAUUGAAGAGCUCUCUGAAAAUGAAUCUAGAGAGCACAAUCCGAGGUUGUCAAUUUCUAAUAAACCAAUGGGACUUGGACAUGUUUCUCCAACUUUGAAUGUCAGGCCUGCUAGAAAUGCUUUUUCAGAGGUGAGAACAUAUGGCACCAGGUUAGACUCUCUCGGAGGUUCUGAUGUCCAAAUUCCUUGUGUGUCUCGGGUUCGGAGAAGUCGUCCAAGAAAAGAUAUUGCAUCUCUUAUGAAAUUCCAUCCAACUAGCAUGGGUGAGGCUGAAAAACUGAGUAAUAAGCUCCUUGAGCAUAGUUCUGAUGCUGGUAGUGAGUUUCCAGACAAAGUUUUGAAGUCAAGAAUGCCUUCAAAGUUUCAUCAACCAUCCUCUUCUGAACCUGUGAAAGAGCAGUGUCCAGUAAUAGGCCCGGUUGAGCUACGGCAGGAAUUGAGGCCAAAAAGGGCAGAUCCAUCCAGCCAUACCUCAGAUGACAAUAAUAUAGUUACUGUUCCUACUGCAAAAGGAGGGAUGAGGAGGAAGCAUCAUCGUGCAUGGACUCUUGUUGAGGUGAUUAAAUUGGUGGAAGGUGUGUCACGGUGUGGAGCAGGGAGGUGGUCCGAAAUCAAACGGCUCUCCUUUGCAUCAUACUCAUAUCGUACCUCUGUUGAUCUUAAGGACAAGUGGAGGAACUUGCUCAAAGCUAGCUUUGCACUGACACCUGCACCUGCAGAUGAGGGGAUAAAUUUGCGGAAGCAUGGUACGGCUCCCAUUCCUGAGAAAAUUUUGCUGCGUGUAAGAGAGCUUGCUGAGAUGAAUUCUCAAGUGCCUCCAAAUUAUAGCUCAAGCCAGUUAGCAUCUGGUGGAGGGAGUGUGCAUGGAGAUAGAUCGGGGUACUUGUAAAUAAAUACUAAAUUCCUUAUCAGGCAACAAAAAAAAAAUAUUAAAAAACUAAUUUCUGAACUUUGUUAGACCAAUCCUUUCUUGGAUGCAUAGAGAGUAAGUAGAUGCAAUCUUGUAGACAGUUGAGAGAUUGAUUAGAUGUUUAUGCACUGAAACGUUGAAUAGAAUCGUGUCACUUUUUGGUUCUCACUGUUUUGAUGGUUGUAAAUUUUGGUUCUCACUUUUAAAUUACAAUCGUGUUCGUUUAA
This is a messenger RNA of Glycine soja, 2515 nucleotides long. RefSeq lists its product as uncharacterized. The coding region runs from base 321 to 2267 and encodes 648 amino acids. The transcript is spliced from 9 exons. NCBI's taxonomy places the organism in Eukaryota, Viridiplantae, Streptophyta, Magnoliopsida, Fabales, Fabaceae. The record is from RefSeq and is a predicted model, not a curated record.